Messenger RNA from Elgaria multicarinata webbii, 704 nucleotides. RefSeq names its product translocase of inner mitochondrial membrane 10B (gene TIMM10B). NCBI's taxonomy places the organism in Eukaryota, Metazoa, Chordata, Lepidosauria, Squamata, Anguidae. The record is from RefSeq and is a predicted model, not a curated record. The coding region runs from base 22 to 366 and encodes 114 amino acids. Gene Ontology annotation, cellular component: mitochondrial intermembrane space chaperone complex. The transcript is spliced from 3 exons.
CGGAAGAGGCCAGGCGCCGGCAUGGAGGAGGGCGCCCAGGAGCAGCAGCAGCAACUGCGCAGCCUCCGCGACUUCCUCCUCGUCUACAACCGCAUGACCGAGCUCUGCUUCCAGCGCUGCGUCUCCAACCUCAACUACCGGACCCUCGCCAGGGACGAGGAGUUGUGCCUGGACAGCUGUGCUGGGAAGCUGGUGCGCUCCAACCACCGCCUGAUGUCUGCCUACGUCCAGCUCAUGCCCUCCCUUGUCCAGCGCAGGAUAUCGGACUACGAGGCCGCUGCUGCAGCCGGCCAAGCAGCUCAGGAGGCCAGCCCCACGACGGGGGCCCCUGCCCUUCCGGGGCCCAACAUUGUCAGCGCCUCCUAAGCCAACUUGCAAGUGGCUGCCGGAGCAGCUCUCCGUGGGGACUGGGAAAAGAGCUGCCCGGCUCCCACAGGGCCUUCUCCCCCCCCCCUCCGAUGUGGGUCUGGUGUCAGCUGCUUCUUCUUGGGCCCGUCCUCCGUCCCCCCGCGGCCUGAAGGUAACCCAGCGGGCCCCGUCUUCCUGAUGCUGGUCACGUGUGGUGCAUCCCCCAGCCAGCUGUUUUUUGCUCCUGCAGACUCCCGCUCGGCUAAUUCUCAUGGACGUCUUGGAGGUUGUCAAUGUCUGUGUAUGUGAGAUGUACUGCUUCUUAAAAAAUAGUAACAGCCCCCAUCACCACCCUC